Nelumbo nucifera (sacred lotus) is the source of this 2216-nucleotide messenger RNA. Its product is annotated as KH domain-containing protein At4g18375-like. The record is from RefSeq and is a predicted model, not a curated record. Lineage: Eukaryota; Viridiplantae; Streptophyta; Magnoliopsida; Proteales; Nelumbonaceae. Gene Ontology annotation, molecular function: RNA binding.
AACAAUCCACAAGUGAAGCAAGGCCGAAAAAGGAACACCGAAAGCCCUAAAUGCGUUCUACAGGUGGAGAGAGACUGCGUGCUCGUGUUUUCCCUCCAUGCUUACCGCCAAGUAAUCUUCUCCAUAAUUCCGGGCUUUUCCUUUAGCAAUAUGGACAAAAGCAAAGCAGGUUCUUUCAAAAAACGUCCUCAUGCUCAAUUUAAAAAGAAAAAGGGCUACAAAAAGAGCCAAAGGCAGAACUUUAACCAAAGUUUCAACUAUGAUCAAAAUGCUGGGAAUCCCGGUUCUGCGGACACUGUCUACCGUAUUCUUUGUCCAAGUAGAAAGAUUGGUAGUGUUAUUGGGACAGGUGGCAGCAUAAUCAAUGCCCUGAGAGAUGAGACCCGUGCAAAGAUCAGGGUUGCUGAAUCUGUUCCUGGCACAGAUGAGAGAGUAAUAAUGAUUUUUAGCUCUGCUACAAGAAAGCCUAGGAGAUACAAUACUAGUGAAGAUACUGAGGAUGAUGGUGUUCUCACUGAGAAAGAACAUGAGCUCAUGCAGCCACAUUGUCCUGCCCAGGAUGCUCUAUUGAAAGUUCAUGAGAGGAUUGCUGAGGAGGAUGAGUUAUUUGGUGGUGCCACAUUUGAAGAUAAUAAUGAAAAUGAUGUAGUCACUGCACGGCUUCUUGUUCCAAACAAUCAAGUUGGGUGUCUUCUAGAGCACCUUCCAGCAUGUGCUAUGAACACUGAUGAAUUAGUGCAGAUAUCUGGAACAUCAGCUGUGGCGAAGAGGGCUCUCUAUGAAGUUUCUACACUUUUGUACCAGAAUCCACGUAAAGACAUUCCUACGAGUUAUCCCAAAUCUGGUGGUGGCUCAGGUUUUUAUCCACCAGGCGGCCCCAUGCUGCCACAAGGAAACUCAAUGUGGUCUCACCACGGAGCCCAUGGUACACCACCAAUGCCAUGGGGUGGGGGAUAUGGAAAUCAAUCUGGAUUUAUGCAGGGUUCUUUUGGAAAUGCUGGGGAAACAUCAGAUGAGUUUUCUUUGAAAAUUUUGUGCUUAUCUAGUAAAAUUGGUGGGGUGAUUGGAAAGGGUGGUAGUAAUGUAAAGCAGUUGCAGAAGGAGACAGGAGCUAACAUUCAAGUUGAUGAUACGUUUCCAGAUGUUGAUGAACGUGCAAUUGUUGUCUCUUCUUUUGAGGGCCUGUGGAAUCCAAGAUCACCAACUAUUGAGGCAAUUCUUCAGCUUCAGGGCAAAACAAGUGAAAUGUCUGAGAAUGGUAUCAUUACAACUAGGCUUCUUGUUCCAUCAAGUAAGGUUGGUUGCCUCCUUGGACAGGGAGGUAAUGUAAUUACAGAGAUGAGAAGGCGAACACAAGCAGAUAUACGUAUUAUAUCCAAGGAUGGUAGGCCCAAGUGUGCAUCUGCAGAUGAAGAGCUUGUCCAGAUAUCUGGAAAUUAUAGUGUUGCCAGAGAUGCCCUGUCGGAGAUUGCUUCAAGACUUAGAGUCAGAACCCUUCGGGGCUCAAAUGCUGCUGUAGAACCUCCUCCGCCACCACCUCCACCUUCAAUGGGGCCUUUUCAGGGAUUUGGUCCUUCAGGAAACUUCCCUGUAAGAGGGCCACCAGGCCCACCACCUUCCAGUAUAAUAGGAGCUGGCAGCUCUGGUGGAUAUGACCAUAUGAAGGGUGCUGGAGGUGAAUAUGAAGCUCCAAAUUAUCAAGCUCAGCCUGCUCCUACCGGAUAUCCAAAUGUUGACAACCCUAUGGAAGUUAAGAUUCCAAACAACGCAGUGGGAUCUGUUCUUGGAGCAGGUGGAAGCAACAUUUCCAAUAUUCAUGAGAUUUCUGGGGCAAGAGUGAAGCUGCAGGAUCCCCUGGCUGGUGGUUCAGAGUGUGUUGUCGAGAUCCAUGGGUCUUCUGAGAAGAUGAAUGCAGCACAGAAUUUCCUUCAGGCUUUCAUAUCAUCUGCUGUCUGCUACCAGGCUAAUUGUGGACAAAUAAAUACCCAUUCAGAUGGCAAGUACUGCAGGAAUUGGCACGCUGUCAAGAUCAUUACAGUUCAAUAGACGUACUGAAAAUUUUCUUAAUUUUCAUGCCUUUUGUUUCAUGAAUUAAGUGUCUGUUUGGCAUCGGUGCUGUUGCUCUAGAAAACAGUGAGACAUCGGCGUUACGUCGAAAAAAUCAGUGAGACAUCGGCGUUACGUUGAAAAAAUCAGUGCUCUAGGAAACGUUAAUA